ACCCAGAGCUGAAGUCUGAACUCCACCUUGAGGCAGAAUGAGGUUCACCCUGGGAUCUCUGCUGUUCAUGCUACUGGUCUGCAGCCUCCCUCAUGUCCAUGGUGUUCUGGAGGCCUACAAUACAAACUUAAAGUGUAAAUGCAUCCAAGAGACCUCGGCCUUUAUCCCGGUCAACCACAUUGACAAGCUUCGGGUCUUCCUUCCUGGGAAUGGGUGCCCAAACAAAGAAGUCAUAGUUUGGAAGAAGAAUAAGUCGGUCGUAUGCUUGAACCCUCAUUCCAAAUGGACACAAAAAUUAAUAAAAACAUUACAAAAAAACGCUGCUUCAACUCGACCAGCUCCAGGGCUUAGAAGAUUGAUGAAGUGA
Lontra canadensis (Northern American river otter) is the source of this 367-nucleotide messenger RNA. RefSeq names its product C-X-C motif chemokine ligand 13 (gene CXCL13). Bases 38 to 367 code for a protein of 109 amino acids. Gene Ontology annotation, biological process: cellular response to lipopolysaccharide; chemokine-mediated signaling pathway; inflammatory response. Gene Ontology annotation, molecular function: CXCR chemokine receptor binding; chemokine activity. Gene Ontology annotation, cellular component: extracellular region. The transcript is spliced from 4 exons. Lineage: Eukaryota; Metazoa; Chordata; Mammalia; Carnivora; Mustelidae. The record is from RefSeq and is a predicted model, not a curated record.